This is a messenger RNA of Pseudonaja textilis, 1212 nucleotides long. RefSeq names its product esterase D (gene ESD). Lineage: Eukaryota; Metazoa; Chordata; Lepidosauria; Squamata; Elapidae. Gene Ontology annotation, biological process: formaldehyde catabolic process. Gene Ontology annotation, molecular function: S-formylglutathione hydrolase activity. Gene Ontology annotation, cellular component: cytosol. The record is from RefSeq and is a predicted model, not a curated record.
GGUUGGGUGGGCGAGCCUAUCCAAAGUAAGAGAGAGGAGAGAGAGAGACUGAUCAGGGUCCUAUAAUUCAGUGGCCUUUCUUCGUUCCAUCCAGGGCCUGGAGUGACUAAAUUGAAGCGCAACCAACGAUUGCAAGUCCAUUUAAAAAGAUCAUGGCCAUGAAGGAAGUUUCUAGCAACAAAUGCUGUGGAGGUUUUCAGAAAGUGUUUGAACAUGACAGUGUGGAGCUGAAAUGUAAAAUGAAGUUUGGGAUUUAUUUACCGCCAAAGGCAGUAACUGAGAAAUGUCCUGUGUUGUAUUGGCUAUCAGGAUUAACAUGUACGGAACAAAACUUCAUAACCAAAGCUGCCUUCCAUCAAGCUGCAGCUGAUCAUGGCCUUAUUGUAGUUGCUCCAGAUACCAGUCCACGUGGAUGCAACAUUCAAGGAGAAGACGAGAGCUGGGAUUUUGGCACUGGAGCCGGUUUUUAUGUAGAUGCCACAGAAGAAUUAUGGAAAACAAAUUAUCGCAUGUAUUCUUACAUAAAAGAUGAGUUACCUAGUCUGAUCAAUGCCAAUUUCCCAGUUGAUUCUGGAAGGAUGUCAAUUUCAGGCCAUUCCAUGGGAGGCCAUGGGGCUCUCAUCCUUGCUCUAAAGAAUCCUGGAAAAUAUAAAUCUGUUUCAGCAUUUGCUCCAAUCUGCAACCCAAUGCAGUGUCCAUGGGGGAAAAAGGCUUUUAGUGGAUAUCUAGGAUCAAACACAACAAAUUGGGAAGCCUAUGAUGCCACACACAUUGCAAAAUCUUACCAAGGCUCUCCUCUGGAUAUUCUAAUAGACCAAGGCAAAGAUGAUCAGUUCCUUACAGCAGGACAGUUGCUACCCGAUAAUUUCAUUGCUGCUUGCACAGAACGGAAAAUCCCAGUCGUUUUUAGGUUGCAGCAGGGCUACGAUCACAGUUACUACUUUAUCACAACGUUCAUUAAUGACCAUAUCAGGCACCAUGCCAAAUACCUCAAUGCUUGACUGAGUCUAGCUAUGGGAAUGUCUGACAGUGAAAAACCUUGAAGGAGAUCAGUGGAAAUAAACAACAAAAGCUCUGCCUGUGAUUACUAUUUCUGCAAACUGCAAUGAAGUCCUGAUUUGAUGAUUCAAAACAAAUAUUUUUAAUAUAUAUGUCUAACUUGAAAUUAGACAUCACUCUUUCAAAUAACACAAAGCAAUAAAGGCUGCAAUU